Molecule: messenger RNA, 2934 nt
Organism: Elaeis guineensis (African oil palm)
Lineage: Eukaryota; Viridiplantae; Streptophyta; Magnoliopsida; Arecales; Arecaceae
Product: GTPase ERA-like, chloroplastic
Biological process (GO): ribosomal small subunit assembly
Molecular function (GO): GTP binding; ribosomal small subunit binding; rRNA binding
Source: RefSeq, a predicted model, not a curated record
CUUAUCUCUUGGAUGCGCUGGCUCGAGAAUCCAGUCGAGGGUCAUGGAGCUGGGUCUGGCCCUACGCUUCUCUGCGGCGCCUCCCUCCUCCGCGAGGGAGAGAGGAACUGUCCUCCGUCCUUCUCUGCCUCCUUCCUCCUCUUCGUCUCGCUUCCUCUUCCGCGAGGUCUCCUUCUCUCUCUCUUUCCGAAUCCCAUUUCGAUCUUCCGUCUCGCUGGCCAGAGCAAGCGCCGUCUCCCUGGAGAGCAGGCAUAGAAGUAGCCGCUCCACUGGAAGCGAUACAAUGGAUGAAAAGGACGAGGAAGAGGAGAUGGAGGAGGAGGAGGGAGAGUCGUCUUCUUCUGUUUCGAUUCUAUCUCUAAGCGAGAAGCCUGAUAGGAAUCUUGCGCUGCUCGACGAGUAUGAGCUGGAAGAGCUCGAGAAGGAUUCAGUUAACCCGAACCAUCGAAGCGGAUAUGUAGCUGUGUUAGGCAAGCCAAAUGUUGGAAAGAGCACUCUUGCAAACCAAAUGAUAGGUCAAAAACUCUCAAUUGUUACAGAGAAACCUCAAACUACACGUCAUCGUAUUCUUGGUAUAUGUUCUGGCCCUGAAUAUCAGAUGAUACUCUAUGAUACACCUGGUGUUAUUGAAAAGAAAAUGCACAAAUUAGACUCUAUGAUGAUGCAAAAUGUCCGAAGUGCUGCCAUUAAUGCUGACUGUGUGCUUAUGGUUGUCGAUGCUUGUAAGGUUCCUCAGAAGAUUGAUGACGUGCUGGAGGAAGGUGUUGGAUCUCUCAAAGAUAAGCUUCCUAUUCUGUUGGUAUUGAAUAAGAAGGAUCUGAUUAAGCCUGGGGAGAUUGCAAAGAAACUUCAGUGGUAUGAGAAAUUCACCGAUGUUGAUGAAGUCAUACCUAUAAGUGCCAAAUAUGGUCAAGGAGUGGAUGAUGUCAAGGAUUGGAUACUGUCAAAACUUCCUUUUGGUCCUGCUUAUUAUCCCAAGGACAUCACCAGUGAACACCCCGAGAGAUUCUUUGUGGCAGAAAUUGUAAGGGAGAAAAUAUUUAUGCAAUAUAGGAAUGAAGUUCCAUAUGCCUGCCAGGUCAAUGUUGUGAAAUAUAUGAGCAGGCCAACAUCAAAGGAUUUUAUUCAAGUUGAAAUUAUCGUUGAGAAGAACUCACAGAAGAUUAUUCUCAUUGGCAAGGAAGGAAAGGCUUUAAAGGUAUUGGCAACAGCUGCAAGGCUUGAUAUUGAAGAUUUCCUGCAGAAGAAAGUCUAUCUUGAGGUAGAAGUGAAGGUGAAAGAAAAUUGGCGGCAGGAUGAAGGCCUGUUGAAAUACUAUGGCUAUGGUGGUCAAAUUCAAGUUUUGUAAAUUGGUUUGCUUCCCACAUGAUCUUGUUAGAACUUGGAAGCUUCUUUUCCCAAGAUUAUGUGAGAAGCUGAUUACACUAUGGGCUUUGAAUGAUAGUACCAUUGUGGCAGCAAAACUCCAGCGAAGUACCAUCUCCCACCAUUGUUUGUUUUUCAAAGUUUUUAAGGUGACUGAGCUAUCAAGUUUCUCCUGUUCUUCAAAGGAGCAUAGCCUGUUCUGAUUCCUCAUGCUUCAUGAGGGGAGAGCGAAUGACUGAUGCAUGAAUUCUGCUGUUGAAGCAACCUGAAUCCUGCUUGUUGAAGCACCAUGAUAGAGCUUCUCAUCUCUCUCUAUGAUUUAUGGUUCAGUUUUUAGUGCUUCAUAGAGAAUAUGAGCACUUUAUGCGUGCUGAUAUUUCUUUCAUUUAGCUAGAAUUUCAAUUUGCUAUUGUAUUAUGAUAUUUCGUCUUUCUGAAUUUCCAAUUGAUAUGAUUAGGUGUGCUUGCAUUCUGGAGCCAAGUGGAUAUUCAUAGAUUUGCAAUUAAUAAUUUGAUACCCAUCAUCCUUGUGAGAACAUUUAACCUAUCUAAGUGAAUAAGCUUACCAUAACCUUGUUCUUUUUGUGUUGCAGUAAACAUUUGCAUAUAUCACAAAAGUUACACUAAAAAAGCCCAUAGGACAAGUCUCUAGAAGCUAUAUUUUGUAAAUUUCUAAUUUGAAUUUGUUUCACGCUAAGCAUACAUUUCUUCCUAUUUUAGUUUUGCGAAUCACCUUGAAAUGUGUAUAAUAGCUUUUACUUGACCUUGUUGCUCCUCUCAACGUAUAAUGGGAUCCGUAAAGCCAACAAGAUGUGAGGCAACAUUUCUAGGUUUGUGCCUCUUGGUUAAAAUAUAAAAAGCUGAUGCAUGGCAUUUAUUGAUUCUUAAAUGGAGCAAGCAUAUGCCAUAUGUUAGUUUAGUAAAAAUUUAUGAAUGUAAAUUAUAUGUUAGUUCUUUGAUUACUUGUUUUUCUGCCUUCACUUGGCAAUAAUUUUUUCAUCGAUCAUCUCGUCAUCUGCUUUGUCCGUGUAUCUUGUCAUCUGCUUUAUCUCAUGGACGAAAGUUUGCAAGGACUUGAAGAAAAGUUAGAUCAACGUUCAUGCUCUUUAUUUUCAACGAUUUGGAGAAUCAAAUUGUUGGAGAGGGUUUAUUCUUAGAAUUUCUCAUGAUGAAUUAUGUCUACUCACAGGUGAAUGUGGUUUCUAUGAUGAAGAGAAAACUCCAACUGGAGCAUUCUAUUAGGAAGUUGUCAAUACAAAUUCUCUUUUAUGAGCCAUCUCUCUUAAAAUUGCCUUGGCAUCAAAAGAUGGUCCUGUCUCAUGAAGGAAGAGUUUGCCAGGACUCGAAGAAAAUGAAUUGUGAAAGCUGCACCUAUGAUUGAGUGACUGUAUGAUUGCUCUCGUACCAACUGAUGGAUUGCACCGAAUAAUGAAAAGUUGCAUUAAAGUUUGUGUUCUAUGUAACUUCUUCUGUUUCAGGAACACCUCCUUUGUAUCAAAAAAAAAGCUUAUGCACUUUAUUUUGCAACAAUUUUGAGAUCCAAUUAUUAGAAGGGACCUUUUUAUUAGAA